AUGGGAAAAGUUAAAAAAGGAUUCAAUUUUAAGGCACUAAUUAUUCUUCUACUGCGUCGGAUCGGCAUCGUGGUGCGCUUGGCUGGACGUGGACUGUGGCAGACGGGCAAGAUACUGGCUUUUGGUCGCCUCACCUCCCACCGAGCAAGCACUUCCAAGCCCGAGAGCGUAGAGUGCGCAGCUUUGCAAUUGAAUGAAGGGUUAGUGAUCCUACGACUAGUUAUGGACACGUGUAAUGGCCAGUACAUAUCCUCUUUUCCCGAAUUCAGUUUCACGGACGGAAGCUGCUUUCGACAGCGUUCUAAGGCCUUUGAUGUGGACCCGCACCAGUGUCGCAUAUGUGGGAAGCGUUUUUCCCAGCGUACGUAUCUAACACGACAUAAGGAGAUUUUUCACCAAAGUAAGUUCCCAUUGUACUUUGCUGCGUGUUUUGUAGUGAAAAGAGCCUUCGCCUGCUCGCAUUGUAACAAAUCUUUUUUGCGCCGAUGCCGUUUAAACGAACACAUAUCUGUGGUUCAUGAGAGAAGGAAGUCGUUCACUUGCCAGAAGUGCAGUAAAGGCUUCUGCCGUCGAGGCGAUCUAGACAAACACAUUUCUGCGGUUCAUGAGAAAAGGAGGCCCUUCACCUGCCAAAAUUGUGGUAAAGCCUUCUCCUGUAAAGGACACUUAAACAGACACGUUUCUACGGUCCACGAGAGUGGUCUGAGCUCUCUACGGGCGUUUUGUUACCGCCAUAAUUGCACUGGACAGUCGAUAGGAGCAUCUGCUGUACAGUCGCCGAUGUUGAGAAGAUUCGUAGAGUUGGCCAACGAUCUCGAGGAUGAGAUCCCUGCAGGCCCCUGUAUGAGUGUUGCUGAAAAGCCAAACGCAAUGUCGUUGUUGCCGUUGCUUGAAGUCCACGACAUCUUGAGAGUCAGUGACGGAGAAGCCCGUGCAAAUACGAAAACAGUUUCAUCUAGUCCUGUUACCGCACUUUAUGCUCCUAUUGACACCGUCUGGGGCACUUCUUAUUAUCACACUUAUCUGUCUACAGUCACAGGGCUUUCCGAUGCCAUUAGCUAA
Messenger RNA from Echinococcus granulosus, 1062 nucleotides. Its product is annotated as PR domain zinc finger protein. Lineage: Eukaryota; Metazoa; Platyhelminthes; Cestoda; Cyclophyllidea; Taeniidae. Gene Ontology annotation, cellular component: nucleus. Gene Ontology annotation, biological process: regulation of transcription by RNA polymerase II. Gene Ontology annotation, molecular function: RNA polymerase II transcription regulatory region sequence-specific DNA binding; DNA-binding transcription factor activity, RNA polymerase II-specific. Bases 1 to 1062 code for a protein of 353 amino acids. The record is from RefSeq and is a predicted model, not a curated record. The transcript has 9 exons.